CCCCCGGGACGGCCGGUGGGGUCCCCGCGGUGUGCUGGGCUGCCGGCCCCCCGGGGGGCUCCGUGCCCCGCGGUGGCACCGGGUGGGCCACGGGGGUCCCCGGGGGCGCACGUGCGGCCGUGGGUGUGUGCGGGCGGGCACGGGGCUCUGCUGAGGCUCUGCUGAGCCCCUCCGUGCGGGGACCCCCCUCCCGGCCUGGGCCAUGCUGGGGGGUCCGGAGCGGGGCGCGGGGCGCCUGCGGAUCUGCGAGCGGACCAAGCUGGUGCUGGUGGAGAUCGACACGGUGGCGUGUUGCAGCUCGGCCGCCGGCAUGGCCGCGGGGUGCCGGCCGGAGCCCCCCUGGACCUACCGCCGCAUCGCCGGGGAGUACGCGUACCUGGAGAAGCGCUUCGUGGCCGAGCUGGCCCCCCCCUGGCCCCCCGCGCCCCCCAAUCCCUCUCGACGCCUGCAGGACUUCGCCCCCCGGCCCCGGGUGCCCCCCACCCCCUGUCCCCGGCGACAGCCCAAGGGGACGGGGGGCAGCGGACCCUGGGGGGGGAACCCACCGCCCACACCCCGGCCCCCGGUGCCAACAGGCAGGUUGUGCCCCCCCACCUACGAGGUGCACAUGCAGCGGGUGCAGGCGGCCCACGCCCGCCGGGGGGGACCUCCCCCCUACAUCUCCCCCCCCGCCUACGACGCUCCCCACCGCACCCUGCAGCUCCGGCCCCCCCGGGGACCCCGCAGCCCCCCAGCGGCACCCCGGGCCCGAGGGGCUGUGCCGGGGGGCUGGAGCCACACGCUGCCCCGGGCGGCCACCGAGGCCAAGCACCGGCGACCCCGCGGGAUCCAGGCCCCUCCAGGGGGGACCGGCACCCCCCGGCACUGCCAGACGCUGCCGCGGGCGGCGGCGGGCCGGGAGCGGGUGCCGGGGCGCGGGAGGGGGCGGAGGGGGUCGGGGGGGCACGUCCUCAUCGAUGCCACCCGCGUGGUGGUCCGGGCGCAGUACGUGCCCCCCCCGCAGCGCCAGCAGGUUCGCUAUGCCGGGGGGUCCCCGGGGCCCAGCAGCCCUCCCCGCAGCCCUCCUACGCCCCCCAGGGCUCUCACCCCCCCGGCAGAGCCCUCGCCCCCCCAGGAGCCCACAGGCAGCCCCCGCAGUCCGUGGCGGAGCCCGGGGGGCUGCGGGGGUGCCCGGGGGCGGCCCCCCCCACGGCGGCCGGUGCUGUACGCCCAGGCCCUGCGGGAGGCCGUGUCCCGCAUCCGCCGCCACACCGCGCCCGACUCCGACUCGGAGGCCGAGGGGAGCAUGGGGGGGUCCCGGCGGCGGCUCUGCCGAGACCCCCGUGCCUACAGCAGCAGCAGCAGCAGCCUGGAGAGCACCGGGGCACCCCCGGGCCCUGCCAGCCCUACCCGAGCAUAA
Molecule: messenger RNA, 1399 nt
Organism: Empidonax traillii (willow flycatcher)
Lineage: Eukaryota; Metazoa; Chordata; Aves; Passeriformes; Tyrannidae
Gene: DDN
Product: dendrin
Exons: 2
Coding region: 203-1399 (398 amino acids)
Source: RefSeq, a predicted model, not a curated record